CAGCCCUCGCCGCCGCCCCGCUCGGCCACCCCUCCGCCGCCGCCUCUGCCCGCCCUGCCCCGGCCGCUCUCGGAACACAUCACCGAGGAGGAGGUGGAAGGCGAGUGCCUGGACCUCUGCCUGCAGCAGCUCUACAAGUAUAAUUGCCCUUCACUUUUGGCAGCAGCUUUAGCUCGUGCAACGGCAGAUGAAGUACUUCAGAGUGAUCUCUCUGCACACUACUUACCCAAACAUGAGGAUAGCCCAGAUGGGAUCAUACAAGUGGAAACCAUGAAGUUGGCCCGCACAGUGUUCAGCAAGCUUCAUGACGUCUGCAGCAGCUGGGUAAAGGACUUUCCCCCACAAAGAAAUCCUCGCCGUUAUUAUGAAACAUCCAUUCACGCCAUUAAAAACAUGCGCCGCAAGAUGGAGGACAAACAUGUCUGCAUCCCUGACUUCAAUACACUUUUCAACCUUGAGGACCAAGAGGAACAGGCCUUCUUUGCAGUAUAUGAUGGCCACGGAGGGGUGGAUGCCGCCAUCUAUGCUUCUGUCCACCUCCACGUAAACCUGGUGCACCAGGAGAUGUUCCAGCAUGACCCUGCGGAGGCCCUGUGCAAGGCUUUCCGAGUGACAGACGAGCGCUUUGUGCAGAAGGCGGCCAGAGAGAGCUUACGGUGUGGAACCACUGGUGUGGUGACGUUCAUCCGAGGGAACAUGUUGUAUGUGUCAUGGCUGGGUGACUCUCAAGUGAUGCUUGUGAGAAGGGGUCAGGCUGUGGAAUUGAUGAAGCCGCACAAGCCUGAUCGAGAGGAUGAGAAGAAACGCAUUGAGGCCCUUGGAGGCUGUGUGGUCUGGUUCGGGGCUUGGCGAGUCAAUGGGAGUCUGUCUGUCUCCAGAGCUAUUGGUGAUGCAGAACAUAAGCCAUAUAUCUGUGGGGAUGCAGAUUCUGCUUCUGUGGUCCUGGACGGAUCCGAAGACUACCUCAUUUUAGCCUGUGAUGGUUUCUAUGACACCGUGAACCCUGAUGAAGCGGUGAAGGUGGUGGCUGACCACCUGAAGGAGAACAACGGGGACAGCAGCAUGGUGGCACAUAAGUUGGUGGCUUCAGCUCGAGAUGCUGGCUCCAGUGACAAUAUCACUGUCAUCGUGGUCUUUCUCAGGGACAUGAGCGCAGCAGUAAGUGUUAGCGAGGAGUCAGAGUGGACAGAAAACUCUUUCCAAGGCGGGCAGGAGGAUAACGGCGACGACAAAGAAAACCAUGGUGACUGCAAAAGGCAAUGGCCUCAGCACCAGGUCUCGGCCCCCGCAGACCUAGGGUACGAUGGGAGAGUGGAUUCUUUCACGGACAGAACUACCUUGAGUACAGGUUGCAGAAUUGACUUGUUGGAAGACCAAGGGUAUAUAGACUUAAGGAAAACAGAAGCUAGCAAACUUCAGAGUGCCAAACGCCUGUCCCCAGAUCAAGGGUUUAAUGCUGGUGUACCAAAGAGAGCAACCUUGGCUAAUGGUUUAUCAGCAGAGAAUGAGACGCUGCCUGACGCUGCACCUCCUACCUGUGGACCCAGCAGUCUCCCAAGGCAGAUCUCUUUCCUUAGUUUUGGGUCUACGAGCCCGCACGAAUACAACAUGGUGAGUGAGACUCCCAUCUGUGUGAGGCUGGAGGGCGAGCAGUUCAAAUCUUGGGCCCGAAGAGCCUCCAUUUUCUCUCAUUUCCACCUCUGUGAUACCAAGCGGUGGCAGCGGCUGGCCAGACUCAAGCCAAAGCUCCACACACUUCUCUUUGAGCACCGGCCACUUUCCCACCAGGAGUGCUUUGCUCUGCACUCAGCUAGCAGUGUGAACGGCCGCAGGAAUAAGUCACUAAGAAGCCGUUUCUGGCAAGGCUUCUCUAGCUGUUAUCAGAGUCACGAUGAGGGGAUUUUCCUGAGCUACUGUAUAGCAGACCCUGGGCUUCUCUGGAGCUGUAAAAAAUAAUGUGCUCCUCUGUGUUCCCCUCUUCUCUUUCAAUAGUUAGGUUAGACAGUCACAGAAUGAGAAUUAAAAAAAAAAAGAGUGAGCACUUCAGAAUUACUAUUGUGGAAUGCUCCACUCGUGUAAAUAGAUCUAGGAAUUAAACAGUGUUUCAGUCUCAAGAAAUAGCAGCUGGCGUGCCAGUCUCUCUCUCUAAGCAAUGCCACAGACAUACACGUAUCUAAAGCUUCAUUUGCUCAUGGGAACUAGGUACCGUCAUUGACUCACCUGGACUCGAUAGGAAAGCACUACUUACAAGAGCCAGCAAAAGAAAGGUGAAACCUCUUUUGAGUCUGUGGAGCAAUAUUUUCAGAAAGUCCCUGUUUUAAACCUGCCAGUUUUUGUAAGCGAGUUGGGGGAGUGGGCAGGAAGACUUCACUAGUCGGUUGCAAAGGGUUUCCUUUGGGGUUUAGGGUUAACAGAGCAAAAUAUAUAGCCAGUGAGAUGCUUUGCAGGUAUGUUUUUAAAAGCCAUAUGGGGGGUUUAACAGGUAAUCUAGCACUACAUCCUGCCCAUCCCUUGUUAAAUAUCUAAUAAGACUCACCAAGGUAUGAAUUCAAACUUGUGAUCCCCCCCCCCCCGUAACAUUAAAAAUGAAGGCAUACUAAACUUCUCUGUAGGUUUUAAGUGAUUAUUUUCUGUGGCUGGAGUCAAAAUUAUAUUGACAUUUCAAUAGCUUGGGAGGAUUUUUUUUUUGGUGCUUUGUGACAGAUUACUUUUAAACUAAAAAGGUAAUGUUAAAUAAUGUGCAUCUAAAAGUAUCAUAGAGACCAAAUAGUAUCAUGGUCAGUAUUUUCCAAUAACAGCUUCCUACUAAUCCUUUAAAAAAAACCAAAAAACUCUCAGGUGUCAAACCAAUUUAGAGCUAGUCCAGACACAAACACGCUAUGAACUUAUGGAACCAAAAGCUCACUGGUAGUUUUGCUUUCCCAGUUCACUCCAGGCCAUCUAAAGGAAGUAGGAGACAGCAGAAAUGCUGGUGUCGUCUUGGGCUCAGCUGUUGGGGCAUUUCUUGGUGUUUUUUCAGGGGAGACUAGAAUGUGGGGGUGAAGCUCUUAAGGGAUGUCGUAAUGCACCUGGGAGAGAGGAGAUGGUUGAGUGAAUCUGCCGUUGCAGCAGUUGAAAAAUUAAAACUCUGAAAUUACUUGUAGGUGUGGAUUACCUCCUACAUCCUGAUGGGCAAAAGUAUUAACUAAAGGGGGGAAAUGCAAGACAGACAGCAUGUUAGAAAUGGCUUCCUGACCACUAUCUUUUGAUAGACUGAUCCCAACAUAAGGCACGUAAUUUACCCAGUUCUGACUAUUCCGCAUAAAUCCCAAGGGGAGGGUGCUUUAGGCUGAGCCUGACAGUAUUGCUAACUGGUCUAUAAACACCAACAGUUUGCCUGCAGGCUAGAAAUGCAGCCAGUCCAGAGGAAUGUUGUAGUGUUUCAUUGGUUGACUUCCUUGAAGUGACUUAAUGAAAUUGUAGAGGAAAGCUUUUGAGCAAGUUGAAGAUCUCAGAUGUCUUCUGUCUCUGAGGGAGAAAUUUAAGGACCCACUUAGUGUUCCAUUUGUCAUCCUCUGUGAGCCCUUGGUGCCCUGUGUGACCAAUCAAGGCCCCUAGAGGAGCGGCAGAAGAGCAGCCUGUGCAUUGGCAGAGCAUCCCUUCUGCUGCCUUUAAAAUAAAACUUUACAUUAGAGGUUAUGAUUUAAGUCUCUGCUACCUGACAGCUGUUUUCAUACAGUUGAGUUUAGCUUUUUCCCACAGAUGUGUCAAAAAAAAUUUUUUUUUAAUGUAGCCGAUGUCAGACUUCUUUCCUCAGUGCAGGCAUAAUUGAGAAGUUGUAGCCUCAAAGUAUGCUUUUGUGCUAACAAAAAAAAGUGACCCCCCCCCCCAAAAAAAAAAUCUUUGUGGAUUCACACAUGGAUUAUCUGCUGCUCAUCCUGUUGAUCCCUCUAGGAGGGAGGGAAGCUGCCAUCCAUUCUUAGCGUGGCCUGGUACAAGACAGUUACAAACAGCAAGUGUUCAUUCCUUCAUUUCAUUAGUGGUAUAGAAGUAUGUAGGAGCCAUUUGUGAAGCAAACCCUUUUAACCAUGGUAGAAUAUGUACUUAAAAUUAGUUGUUGGUCCAAUAUAUGCUGCUCAACUCUACACACUAGGCAAAAAAAAAAAGCAGUGCUUUGUGACAAGUGUUUUUUCUUCUUAAUGCCACUAGUGAUAGGAAGUAGUUCUCUUCAGUUCAGACUCCUGUGCCCUUAUUUGCUGCUUGCUCUGACGUAAGCAAUAAGUCCCUUUCCUCUUUUUAACUGAAAAUGGUAUCUCACUGUUCUGUAUCUUGUACUUUGAUCCUCUAGCUGGUGAUAAUGUACAAAAAGUAUAGGAAUCUAAUUGUAUUUAUUGUUAAUGUUGAAUGUCUGAAGUGUUUUGUAAAUCUGUGUAUUUCAGUAGUGGUGACAUUUGCGUAACCAAGAACCUUUCCAAUAAAGAGCUGAAGAAUCCCCGGCGUUUACACACAGUCCACAUUAGCUAAUUAAGGUGGGUAGGAAGAUGGCAGAAGGGACAAGGUUAAGUCGUCUACGAUGGCAGGAGAUUCACGGCAGUCCAAAACCUGCUUGAGUUCAUUCACUGUGAGUUUUGUGGGGAUUCCUGCAGCCCCCUCUGAGGUACAACUUCUGAGUUCUACGGCAGGAAAGGGAGCAGCGGAGCAGGAAGCCAUUGAUCUAGCCCAGUUGCACUAAAAUAUUUAUACUUAGAAGUGCCAUCAAUUGUCCUUGUGAGUUUACAACCCUGGGAGGCAUAUUAUUUUCCUCUUCCCCAUCCACGAUCUCUGCAGUUUAGGCAUUGUUCUCCUUCUGUCCUUUCACGUAGGCUGGACCAGAGUUCUGCAGCUCCGUUACUAAACGAUUUUCCAGUUGAACAACAGAACAAGGGAGGAAAGUUGCCUGAUACUUGUAGCUCCUGGCUCAAAAUGACAAGACAGGAGGGAAAAUGGGACACACGCGGGAGUUCUCUUCCUCCCUCUCAAAGGCUGCUUGCAGAACUUUCAGUUUACUGGGAAAGCACUAGUGUGUUUAAGUAUUCUACUGCCAGACAGAGCCACAGUCCUGGAACAUUCUGUUAAGCCAGAAAAACUAUGCAGAGGAAGUUCAGCAUUACACAAUGUGAGAGCUGUACUCCAAGUAGCCCCUUUUGACCUGCCAAAAUGCUGUGGUGGCAGGGGAGAUGAGCGCCUUCUCCCCCAAGAAAUAGCUCACUUUAAAGGCAGACCGAGCCAGGAUGCCAGGGCUUUUGGCUGUGUCUACAAGUUAAGCCUCUCUGCACAUAACCGCUAAAAAAAUCUUGCACCUGUCCAUGCGCAACUCAUGUCUUUAAGGAACCCAAGUUGAUAGAGUGGUUUUUAUUCUUCUGUCACUCUAAAGAGUUUCUGUAGCUACCAGUAUUAACCCUGAUAGUGUCAUGAAAAUACAUCUCAAGGAAGAUUCAACUAAAUGAUAAACACCUAACUAGUUUGUUUUACUUAACCCUCUUGGCUGCUGCAUUUUUUCUUCUAGAUAUAAGGAUGAGUCAAAGACUAGCUAGGUGCAGCGGGAAAUCAGAUUCAGCUUAUUACUAAAACAUUAAAAUGCCAAGUGUAUUAUUGGGCUCCUGUUGAAAGAUACUUAUGCUAUCAUGAAACUAAUGAAGUGGGUCAGUUUACUACAGAAGUGACUUAAUACUACUGUGCUAAGAUCUAUUGGGACAAUUUUUCCUGUAGCUCACAAGUUCAGUUAGAAUGAUGUAUUAGCCAUAUUUUAUUUAUUAAAGCUGUUCACAAAAAGGUAAGGACUAUGUUCAACUUCUACCAAUCUCUUAAUAAAACAGCAACUGUUAAUCUUA
This is a messenger RNA of Heteronotia binoei (common prickly gecko), 5849 nucleotides long. RefSeq names its product protein phosphatase, Mg2+/Mn2+ dependent 1E (gene PPM1E). NCBI's taxonomy places the organism in Eukaryota, Metazoa, Chordata, Lepidosauria, Squamata, Gekkonidae. Gene Ontology annotation, biological process: negative regulation of protein kinase activity; protein dephosphorylation. Gene Ontology annotation, molecular function: cation binding; protein serine/threonine phosphatase activity. The record is from RefSeq and is a predicted model, not a curated record. The transcript has 7 exons. The coding region runs from base 271 to 1956 and encodes 561 amino acids.